AGAAGAUUGAAGGGGGAUCCCCGGCCAAACACGAUGCGGCUGUGAACGCAUAAUAAUCAUAACAUGCGACGUAUUAAUUAUCGUCUAUCAUCCUGCAACUUAAUCCGACGCGAUCUUCCGUACCUUAUGUUUUGUGUGUUGGCCUACCUCCUGCAGUAUCACCUGGGCACUCAUUGCGAUACCGAAAGCCGCAUCUGCAUUUGCACCUGCAAUGCUGAGACUUGCAACCAAAUUACUCCAAACAAGUUACCGACCAACAUCAACAUAAGCUGCGUGCCAGCCAAGUCCACCGCCCCAGAUUGUUGCCUUUGCCACGACUGCCGAUCGACUUUUCGAGAUACUGCAAAAUACAGCAACAUAAGGGCAGGAGGGGCAAUGACAGUCAAUCACGACAACCGCUGCCAUGGCCGAUAAUCCCCGCCCGCCAUCGUCCAACAAACACCGGACGGUGAGGUCACAGAAGAUCCAACUGACGGCUCCCGGCUCCGACUGGGAGUCCCAACAGGAGCACGAGGAGGCUCUCGACCGCGCACCCAACCUACCGGUACGCAGUCAUACGCCGGGUCACCUAUCGUCCAAGAGCCAGAGUCACGGCCGCCGCAAGGCCUCAGAGACGUCGAUCCGGCAGCGCUCGCAAUCGUUCACAGCCAAAGCUCCUAUCGCCUCGCCCCCGCCGCCACACCCGACACCGACGCCCGCCCUCAAACCCAAUGGCAAUGGCGCCUCCGCCUCUGCUGCUAAUUCCCCAGUGCCCCCAAUAGACACGUCCACCGACGGUAUAGAUAGCGACUCGAAACGGCCGAUGGGCCUGCGGUCAACGUCCGCCAUCGCCAGCAAGCAACAACAGACCAGCGUAGGCGGCACUUCGACGACGACGACAGCCGCCGCCCCUCGCAAAACCACCGCCUCGACGCGGUUGAGAGGCCCGUACACUGCCUUCCCCCCACUCCAAGACUCGAAGAUGGCUCUCGACGUGCCCGCUGCCCCGUCGUCGGGCAUGUACUGGUCGCGCGCCCCCGUGUCGGGCGUCUCUCACACGCCCCUCCGCGCACAUACGACGACGCUGGUUGGUAGCAACGUCUUCGUCUUCGGGGGCUGCGACUCGCGCGCCUGCUUCAACGAGCUGUACGUGCUGGAUGCGGACUCGUUCCACUGGAGCAGUCCACACGUAGUCGGUGACAUGCCUGUUCCACUUCGGGCCAUGACAUGCACCGCCGUGGGGAAGAAACUUAUCAUUUUCGGCGGCGGCGACGGCCCGGCAUACUACAAUGAUGUCUAUGUGCUGGACACUGUCAACUUCCGCUGGCAUCGGCCGCGGAUCGUGGGCGAUCGGGCCCCCAGCGCGCGGCGGGCACAUACGGCUUGCUUAUACAAGAACGGAAUCUACGUCUUUGGCGGCGGUGACGGCGUCAGGGCACUCAAUGACAUCUGGAGGCUGGAUGUAUCCGAUAUACACAAGAUGAGCUGGAAGUUGGUAUCGGGGCCGACGUCUGGGUCCCCGAGCGGCGGCAUGCCUUCGACUGACAACAAACCCAAGGCGAGGGGGUAUCAUACGGCAAACAUGGUCGGAAGCAAGCUCAUCAUCUACGGUGGGUCAGAUGGUGGAGAGUGCUUCAACGACGUAUGGGUGUACGACGUCGAUGCGCACAUCUGGAAGGCCGUGAGUAUACCUAUUACGUUUCGGCGGUUAUCUCAUACAGCGACGAUAGUAGGGUCUUAUUUGUUCGUCGUGGGCGGCCACGAUGGAAAUGAGUACUCGAAUGAUGUGCUCCUGCUCAACCUAGUGACGAUGACCUGGGAUAAGAGGAAAGUGUACGGUCUGCCACCGAGUGGCCGGGGUUAUCACGGCUCGAUACUAUAUGAUAGCCGGCUCGUGGUAAUAGGGGGGUUUGACGGAGGGGAAGUGUUCAGUGACGUGUGGAUAUUGGAGCUAGCCGUCCAUGCGUACUAUUCGCAAAUCAGCCACUUCACGAUCGAAGUCUGAGUAAACGAGAAAGCUAUGUAAGCUAGCGCCAUCUGCUGCGGGAUAUCGAGGCCUGGGUGGCAGCCCCGGAUAUCUAUCCAAUGAAUAGGCGUACGUGGGAACACCCCGGUACUUGGAAAGGGGAUUGUUUUGAGCUAUGAUUCACAAUGGGAGCGCAGU
Messenger RNA from Pseudomassariella vexata, 2143 nucleotides. RefSeq lists its product as uncharacterized. Bases 404 to 1984 code for a protein of 526 amino acids. The record is from RefSeq and is a predicted model, not a curated record. Gene Ontology annotation, molecular function: protein binding. NCBI's taxonomy places the organism in Eukaryota, Fungi, Ascomycota, Sordariomycetes, Amphisphaeriales, Pseudomassariaceae. The transcript has a single exon.